CAUCUGAAGAGGAAGAGAGAGUCAGAAGUGAAUUAAUCCUUAGAAUUAGUGCAGGUGAUCGAUCACCUGAUCUCCGUGAUUUCUUCAUGUUCUCCGUGAGACCGUGAACGCACCGCCGUGACGACUGACUGAUAGAAACACGGUCGAGUUUUUAUUUAUUCUUGUAUUUUUAUCAUCUGUUGCUUUUGUGCUGGAGCUGAACUCUUUGCAGCCGCAUGGAGUCUGCAGACGGCCAGCGGGGGCGGGACGGCGGCAGUCAGAGGCGCUCCCCUCUCGACGUCAUCAUGAGCCAGAUCCGCAGGAAGCGUACGUCCUCAGACAGGAAGCCGCUGGGACGCCUCCUGUCCUGGACCUCAGACCGGACAGGGAUCCCCGAGGAUGGGGAGAUGGAGGGCAGGGAGGAGAGAGGACACAGCUCAGGUGGCGCAGAGGCGGCAGGCAGCGAGCGGGACGCCGGCUGGGGUCGAGUGUGUGUUCUGCUCCAGAGGUUGGGGAAGAAAGCCGACAGCAGGAGCCUGAGCCUGGCUCACUGUGACCUCACUGCCACAGACCUGCUGGAGCUCGCGACGUUGCUGCAGUUCCUCCCUCAGCUGGAGGAGGUGGACGUCUCCUGGAACGAGCUGAUUGGCGGAAGUCUGAAAGCGCUGACCUCUCACCUCCAGCAUGUGGGCGGGAUCAGAGCGCUGAGGCUCUGCAGCUGUAGGCUGAGUGCUGAUGACAUCACUGCGCUGGGCGACGCUCUCGGCUGCGUGCCUUACUUGGAGAUCCUCGAUUUAUCCUGGAACGGUGGCGUCGGGGGCGGCGCUUUGCAAGGCCUGCUGGGUAAACUUCAGCCACCACUGCGGGAGCUCCACCUGGUGGCCUGCCAGCUCACUGCGGCUGAUGCUACUGCGCUGGGAGGAAUGAUGUCUGCCCUCCACAGACUCUGUGUGCUGGACGUGUCCUGUAAUCCUCAGCUCACACAGGAAGUUGAUGCUGGCGGCUUCAGAGAAAUGGCGUCCUCUCUCUCCCACGCCGCCUCCCUCACAACGCUUCGAUUACAGGCCUGCGGUCUGACGACGGACAGCCUCGAUGCUCUUGGUGGUUCGCUCCGCUGCCUCCCCUCAGUGCGAGAGUUGGACCUGUCCUGCAACAAAAGUCUGGCUGGAGGACUGAACCACCUCACCCUCCACCUGGAGAGCCUCACACACCUGGAGAGCCUCGACCUUCACCUGUGCUGUCUCACACACACUGACCUGGAAGCCCUGAUUCAGGUGCUUCCCUCUCUGACGGCGCUGACUGAGCUCGACGUGUCGUCCAAUAAGGAGGCAGGGGGCGUGGUCCACUCGCUGGUGUCCGCCCUCCCUCUGACACAGAUGAGGCGUCUGCCGCUCAACAGCUGCAGCCUGAACGAGGAGUCCUUCACUGCUGUCGCCUUGGCCGUGCCGUACCUCCGCAGUGUGGAUGUUUCCUGGUGUAAAGUGGUUGGUGGUCAUUUAGCGCUGCUCCUCGAUGCUUUGCAGCCGUCAGUCAUCCUGGAGCUCCGCCUCAGCAGCUGUGACCUCACCACGGAUGACCUGCGUCACCUAGCUGCAGUGUGCAGACGUGGCUGUCUGUCCUCUCUGCGAGUCCUGGAUCUGUCCUACAACGGCUCGGUAGGUGAUGACGGCUGGUCUGCCCUGUUCGCAGCAGGAGGUCUGGGCUCUCUGGAGGAGCUCGACCUCAGCCUCCGACCUUCGACCUCUGCUCCCCGCUCGGCCUGGCUGCCGGCGCUGCUCUGCGCUCUGCCUCGACUGCCUGCGCUGACUCGCCUGGCGGUGCGGCGGUGGAGGAUCAGCUCUCAGGACACACAGCAGCUGAGCCACUGUCUGGGAAAGAGGGGCGUCCUGCUCGAGUGGGAUCCGCCAAAUAAAGACGCAGCAUCGUCAUUUAAGGCGACCAAUCAGGAGAGCCCAGAGGAGGGUCGGCCUGAGGAGUAGGGAUUCAAAAAUCCUGAAGAUGCUGAACAGAAGGCUGCUUACCUGAUAUCACAUGUCACUAAUGAAGGACAGCUGAAUUAAAAACAUUACAGCACUCAUUAAAUGCACUCUGAGCCUUUAACAAACACGACUGCACCAAGUAACAAAGUCACGGAUGAUUUCUAAAAUUGUGAUCAACGUUUUUCUUUUAAAUACACAAAAAAAACAAACUGUAGAUUUGAUAUUACUGAAUGUUGAUGAACAAUAACACUGAGUUAUGACCCAGUUUUAUAAAUCUGUGAUGAAUUCAGAAGCACUGAUGGAAGUCUAACAUGCUAGCUCAUGUUACUUUUACAAGCUUAAAUGUUUGCAGUUUACAUUAUGCACACUUCUAGCUGUAGGCUAAACAUUAAAUGAGACAGGAUGGACAUUUUGGAUUCACCUUUGAUUAAAAAAAUCUC
Messenger RNA from Chelmon rostratus (copperband butterflyfish), 2398 nucleotides. It is a transcript of the gene lrrc31, whose product is annotated as leucine rich repeat containing 31. Gene Ontology annotation, molecular function: protein binding. Lineage: Eukaryota; Metazoa; Chordata; Actinopteri; Chaetodontiformes; Chaetodontidae. The transcript has 10 exons. The record is from RefSeq and is a predicted model, not a curated record. The coding region runs from base 216 to 1958 and encodes 580 amino acids.